AAAUUUUCUCUUCUUUAAUAUAUAAAUCUUUCUUUUUUUCUUCUUCUUCUUUUUCUUGCUAUCUUCUUUUUUUUUCCUCCACUUUCAUGUCGAAUCCUAUUGCUGAUACAGCAAUUUAUUUUGCAGAUAAAGAAGAGAGAUGUCACCAAUUGUCUAUUCAUCCUUCUACUCAUUCUAAUUUAAACGUUGAUGAUGAUGUUGUUCAAUUAACUUCACCAGAAUCUCCUGAGAGUCGUCGACCACAAACAUUACAUCAUGCUUUAUCUGACUUUGAUCCAAAAUUACAAUGGCAAAAAGUAUUAAAACGUAUUCCCAAUCUUGUACGUGAAGAGACAAAACAUUCACACCAUACAACAAGAACUGAUACCAGUAGUAGUAGUAGUAGUAGCAGUAGUAGUAGUAGUGGUAGUAGUUGUAGUGAUAACGAAGACAGUGAUGGUCAGGGAGUAGAUAGUCUUGAUGAUCACAAUAAAGUAGAAAAAUCAAAUCGAUUUAGUCAAUUAGGACAUCGUCUUGAAAAGGAACGAAGAAAACAUAUACGUAGACAAAAGAAGGAAGAAGCACGUCAAUAUCAUCAAUAUAAUGCUCAAGAUGAUAUGUUACCAGAUACAAAUGAUUUGCAUACAAAAGUGAGUAAUAAUAAUGAAGAAGAAGAAGAAGAAUAUCCUCAAAUUGAAGAAGGAAAGGAAGAAGAAGAAGAAGGAGAGAAUCAAAAUUAUUUUGAAAAUCCAUUUCAAAUCUCUGAUAAUCAUAGAAAUGAAGGCACAGUGGAGGAGGCUAUGACGGAAGAAGAUAAUGAAAAGAAAAGAAAAAAUAAAAGAAAGAAAGAACAAAAGGCGACAAUACAAGAUGACGUUGAAAAUACGAGUGCUCCAAAUAAAGUAGAAAGUGGAAUAGAAAAGGCAAGAAAACAAUGGGAUAAAACGUUAGAUAAAGUACGUUUAAUUGCCAACUUGCAUACAUUACCUCAUAAAAGAAAACUAGACAUCACUUCAACUUCAAGUUUAGCGCCUUAUUAUCCUCCUCUCUUUGAUCCUAUUUUUAUUUCCUUAUCAAAAGAUCAACGUGGACGUCCUUGGCCACCUAUUUUACUGCCAUUUUUAAAAGUCAAUAUAACGGAUUCAGAAUUACAGACACAAGGUAUAAAUCAAUGGGUUUUUCGUAUCGAAUUACAAUAUGGUGAUAUCAAAUGGGUCGUCAAGAAAACAACAUCUGACUUUGUUAGUCUUCAUUAUACUCUUAAAUUAAAAUCAAGUAUCAAAGAUGCUGUUCCAAGUCCACCUAGUUUUCCAAAUCAACUCGAAUCUUGGCUUAAUUCAGCUAAAGAAUCUAUUCGACAUGAUGAACACCAUCAUGAAAUAGAGGGUGAAAAGUAUAAAAUCGCUUUAAAGAGACGGAAGGCAUUGACAAAAUACCUUCGUCAACUCUUGAUCCGAGCUCAUAUGAUGGCCAAUUAUGAUAUCUGUGAAUUCUUUGAAAUCUCUGCUGCCAGUAUUGUGGAAGAUAUGGGUUGGAAAGGGAAAGAAGGAUUCCUGGAAAACAAGGUUAAUUUUGUCAUUCCUCGUCUCUGUCAUGUCUUGAAACCUCAUUUUUGGAACAAGCAAUGGGUUUUAUUAAGAGAUUCUUAUAUGGCAUUUAUUGAGGAUGUUUCUUCAACACAAGUAGAUGAUGUCUUUUUGUUUGACAAAUCAUUAACUGUUCAAAACAGGAAACCUGGAUUAUUAGGAAGAUAUCAUCAUCAUAUCACAAUUGCAAAUCUUUUUCGACGUAUUGAAAUUAAGGGGAGUCGACGUGAGGUAGUUGAAUGGAUGGAGAGUAUUGAACGUGUUUUAAACGACAGUCCUUGGGUAAAGAACCAUCGAUUUGGUUCAUUUGCCCCUAUUCGACAUAACGCCAAAUUAAGAUGGUUUGUAGAUGGUGAAGAUCAUUUUAAUGCAGUAGGGGAAGCUAUCCUAUCUGCUAAAUCUGAAAUUUAUAUUGCAGAUUGGUGGUUAUCACCCGAAUUAUAUUUAAGAAGACCUCCAGAAAAGAAUAGAGAAUUUCGUUUAGAUCGAUUAUUGAAACGUAAAGCAGAAGAAGGUGUUAAGAUUUAUAUUAUUGUUUAUAAAGAAAUGGCAGUGGCCUUAACUAUCAAUUCUGCACAUACAAAAUUAUGGUUACAAGGAUUACAUAAAAACAUCAUUGUUGUUCGACAUCCUGAUCAUCGAUCCAUUGAUAAUAAUGUCUUAUUCUGGUCACAUCAUGAGAAAAUGGUGAUAGUAGACAAUCGUUUAGCUUUUAUUGGUGGGCUUGAUUUGUGUUGGGGUCGCUAUGAUUCUCAUAAACACAGAUUAACAGAUUAUCCUACAAAAGGUCAUACGGAUGAAGUAUUCCCUGGUCAAGAUUAUUCAAAUCCUCGUGUAAAAGACUUCUUAAAUGUUGCACAAUAUGAUUUAACUUUAGUAGACAGACACAUUACACCACGUAUGCCAUGGCAUGAUAUGACAGUAGGUAUGGUUGGACCUAUUGCACGUGAUGUGGCACGCCAUUUUAUUCAACGUUGGAAUUUCUUAAAAGCAAGUAAAGGCAUGCAUCGUCCUACAGUUCCCUUUUUAAUGCCUAAAGGUGAAUAUGUAGCAGCUCGAGAUGAAUCUUCCUUUAAAGGAUCAUGUCGUGUUCAGUUAUUACGUAGUUCAGCUCAAUGGAGUUCAGGUAUUGAACGUGAGCAUUCUAUUUAUAAUGCAUAUAUGGAAUGUAUCACUAAAGCAAAGCAUUUUAUUUAUAUUGAAAAUCAAUUCUUUAUUAGUACAACGACACAAGAUAAAUUAUUAAGAAACAAGAUUGCGCAAGCUCUUGUUGAACGAAUUAAACGAGCCCAUGAAAAGGGGGAACGAUUUAAAGUAUUCAUCAUUAUGCCAUUGAUUCCUGCAUUUGAAGGUGAUUUAGCUACAAAGGACGCAGCUGCAGCACGUAAUGUAAUGCAUUUUCAAUACAUGACUAUAUCUCGUGGUGGUAAUUCAAUUAUGGAAAAGCUAAAAGAAGCUGGUAUUGAACCCUCAGAGUAUAUUGGCUGGUACAGUUUACGUAACUGGGAUAAAUUAGUACCCCCAUCUUCUCCUAAAAAUAAGUUGUCAUCAUCAUCAUCUCGUUAUACAACAAUGUCACCAUCAGCAAACACCUCAGCUAAACAAACAUCUGUGCCACCUGUAGAUACAAAUCCAAAUCUAUCUUCCAUGGAUCCCUUCAAUUCAUCUUCACUUGAUGAGUCUGAAGAGUCUUCAAAAAAGUCAAUUUGGGAUGAUGAUGAUCGACACUAUUACGUAAGUGAAUUAGUUUACAUUCAUGACAAAAUAAUGAUUGUAGAUGAUCGUAUUGUCUUGAUUGGUUCAGCUAAUAUCAAUGAUCGAUCUCAAUUGGGAAAUCGAGAUUCAGAAAUAGCCAUGUUGAUAGAAGAUACACAUACAGUUCCUUCCUUUAUGAAUGGGAAAGAAUACAAAGCAGCCAAAUUUGCUCAUACCCUUCGUAUGCAACUCUUUAAAGAACAUCUUGGCUUGCUUGAUUUUACACAAUGGGAAAAAUUGAUGGAGGGAACAGCGGAAGGUGCAUCCAAUGUAAAUAUCGAACAUCCAAUAGAAACACAUCAUACAAAUCAACAUUUGACAGAAGAAGAAAUUCAAUACUUUAAAUUUGCUAAACCUGAUAAAGUGCUGGAACACGAAAAGCGAUCAGGAGUCAAGAUGUUAGAUUCAAGUGAGUUUGGACAUAUGGCAGUUCGAUUAGAUGCAAAAGCGCUUGACCCCUUAGCUGAACAUUGUUAUCGCGAUCUUUGGAAUGCUACAGCAGAAAGAAAUACACUCAUCUACCGUGAACUAUUUCGUUGUGUACCUGAUGAUACCGUACAUACCUUUGAACAACAUCGAAAAUUUUUACCCGAUCCUACCAAAGUUCCUCAUGGACAUAUUGCGGAUCUUGACUUACAUGGACGUGACAUUCAACAAAAAUUAGCAAAGAUUCGAGGACAUCUUGUACAGUUUCCUACUAAUUAUUUAAAGGAUGAAAACAUGCUAGGUUCUUUGAUACGGGAAACUGUGACUCCAAUGGUUAUCUUCACUUGAAACCCGUAUUCAUUGAUUGGCACGUCAUUAAAGAAAGGGAAAAGGAUCUAUCAUGUUAUCUCGAAUAAAAAUAUACCAUGUAUUUUUUAUAAUAUUAUCUUGUAUUGUAUUUACAUGCAAGUAGUAGUAGUCACAAUAAUAAGCUUAUAAAUCAAUCAUAACGUGUUGUAGUCUAUCAUAUAUAAAUAAAUAUGUAUAUGUAUGUGUGUAUGUGUGUACGUGUGUAUAUUGAUUAAUCAUUAUCUAAUACGUAAAAGAGCUUUGUUGUUGCUUUCUUUACUUUUUUUUUUCUUUU
Messenger RNA from Cokeromyces recurvatus, 4389 nucleotides. RefSeq lists its product as uncharacterized. The transcript has 9 exons. The coding region runs from base 87 to 4094 and encodes 1335 amino acids. Gene Ontology annotation, biological process: phosphatidic acid biosynthetic process; cell motility; intracellular signal transduction. Gene Ontology annotation, molecular function: phosphatidylinositol binding; D-type glycerophospholipase activity. The record is from RefSeq and is a predicted model, not a curated record. Lineage: Eukaryota; Fungi; Mucoromycota; Mucoromycetes; Mucorales; Mucoraceae.